Molecule: messenger RNA, 4541 nt
Organism: Sphaerodactylus townsendi
Lineage: Eukaryota; Metazoa; Chordata; Lepidosauria; Squamata; Sphaerodactylidae
Product: KIAA0319 ortholog
Exons: 21
Coding region: 433-3636 (1067 amino acids)
Biological process (GO): negative regulation of dendrite development; neuron migration
Cellular component (GO): plasma membrane; cytoplasmic vesicle
Source: RefSeq, a predicted model, not a curated record
AGAAGCAAGAUCGACUGCCAGGCACCCAUCGCCUCUUCGCCUGGCGGGCCCACGCCCACUCGUCAUCCUUGGCAAAAGCUUCUCUCCAGCCUGUAAGACGUUGGAAGGCGAGGCCAGCAGAUGGGGUGGCGAAGAUGCGCCCGCGCCCCUCGGCAAGGGUCAACUGCAGUUGCUGACCACGCCUGAUCGUCCCUCUCCCCCCCGCCCCCUCAUCAGCAGUCGCCAGGUAAAUAAAAUCGGGGCUGUCCCCUUUUUCCUCUGUCCGACCUGCUGAUGCAAGCGAAGGAUGCUGCAAAUCGGGAUCCGGCUGCAGUUGUGGCGAAGGGGGCUGCCAACUGGACAUCAGAGUAUUAGAAGGAACUUGAAGUAAAGGUUAUAGCGUCUCCAGAAAGUUGGCAGAAAGCAAAGUUGAUAUUGCCUCCUUAAAGAAGAAUGGCCCUUCAAUUCGGAUUUCUCUGCUUGCUCUUAUGUGCUUUGACAGGGUGUUUCUGCCAGCAGUGCAGGGAAGGUGCCAAGUACUCAGAUGCAAUAAUAUCUCCCAAUUUAGAGAGGACUAAAAUCAUGCGGGUCCCCCACGCUUUGUUGAUGCCAGACUGCAUGGCAGCCUGUUGCGACCUUUCCGACUGUGAUCUGGCCUGGAUGUUUGAACAGCACUGCUAUAUUGUCAAUUGUCAACAUAAAGGAAACUGUGAACCCAAGAAGAUGGAGAAGGUGAAGUCUUAUUUGACCUUUGUGCUGAGGGUUUCCCAGAGGCCAACCUCGUUGCUAGGGUUUCAGCAGAUGCCCUCAAAGGCGCUUCCCUCUAUGACCCUGCAGGAUGACCCAUCAGAGGAAGUACGUAGCCUAACGGAACUGUCUUUCCUAAGCAAAGAGCAUAGCCUUGAAGAGGUGCCUGAUUACAUGGAUGAGUAUGGGGAUAUGGAACAGAAUCCCUUUUCGUCGAACACCAAAAGGGAGAACAUUGACUAUGUUGAUUGGGAUCUCAUGGUCACCACAGAAAAUGGCUUCAACUCUUCAGGAGACCAACAUGAAGAGCUGGUGAGGAGUGAUGGGGAGAAAGUUGAUUUGAAAAGCCCCACAAAUAAAACUGUAGCUGAGGUAAAAUCUGUCACUGAAUAUCCCAGAGAGUUGCCUGAUGUAGCAUUACACCCAGUGGAAAAAACAGCUUCAAAUGAUUCAGAUUUUCAACCAUCUGAAGAAGCUAAUAAUUCCUGGCAGGAAAAGGUUCUAACACCCUCCCAUAAUCCUCCUUCUUCAGACAUCCUUGGAUUUCUCUCCACAUCUGCAACAUAUGUGCAAACUUUAGACCUCAGUGGUCACAUAGAGGAUGAAACCUCAUCACUGCCCACCAGUAUGCUCACCUCUGAGCCUUCUGCCACAGGUCAACUUCCGAUUCCCACCACUGCUGCCAAAGCAGAACUGUUGGUGUCAGCUGGAGAUAAUCUACAAGUAACUUCACCGAAAAAGGAAGUCGAACUGCAUGCCUUUGUAGUUUCACCAUCAUUUCCAGAAGCAUCCUAUAGUUAUGAGUGGAGCUUGAUCAGUCAUCCUGAUGAUUAUGAUGGUGAAAUGCAGGGCAAGUACACACAGACCCUGAAACUUUCCCAACUGCCAGUAGGUGUCUAUGCCCUCAAAGUGACUGUGUCUUCUGAAAAUGCAUUUGGAGAAGGAUUUGUAAACAUCACCGUCCUGCCAGCUGUCAGAAUAAAUCAGCCACCUAUCGCUGUUGUAUCUCCCAGAGUGCAGGAGAUUGUUUUUCCCACAACGUCUGCUAUUAUUGAUGGGGAUCAAAGUGUGGAUGACACUGAAAUAGUAAGUUAUUACUGGGAGGAAAUUGAAGGUCCUCUGAGGAAACAGAAGGUAUCUGCUGAUACAUCAGUUUUACACCUGUCUGACCUUGUUCCUGGCAAUUACACAUUCAGGCUAACAGUUGUAGACUCUGAUGAAGCAGCAAACUCUACUACAGCUUCUUUGAUAGUCCUCAAGCCUGAAGAUCAUCCACCCGUGGCCAAUGCUGGAGCAAAUCAAGUAAUCUGUUUGCCUCAAAACUCUGUUACACUAAGCGGAAACCAAAGCUAUGAUGAUCAUGAGAUUGUUAGCUAUGAGUGGUCUUUGAGCCCGAAAAGCAGAGGCAAAGAGGUAGCAAUGCAGGGAAUGCAGACUCCGUACCUCCAGUUGUCCGCUAUGCAAGAAGGCAAUUACACAUUUCAGCUGACUGUUACUGAUUCUGUGGAGCAGCAAUCUACAGCUGAGGUCAUGGUGACUGUUCAGCCUGAAAAUCGCCCUCCAAGAGCUGUGGCUGGUCCAGAUCAGGAGUUGACACUUCCUGUCCAAAGCACUAUUCUUGAUGGAAGCCAGAGUACUGAUGAUCUAGGCAUUGUUUAUUAUCACUGGGAGAAUAUCAGCGGACCGAACUCUUUGCAAAUGGAAAAUGUAGACAGUGCAGUAGCCACUGUCACAAGUCUCAAAGCUGGGACGUAUCACUUCAGACUGACCGUAAAAGACAAUCAGGGACUCAGCAGCACCACAACACUCUUUGUGACCGUAAAGGAAGAAAGCAACCGCCCACCACAAGCUUAUGCUGGAGGCAAGCACAUCCUUGUUCUUCCCAAUAAUUCUAUUGCUUUGGAUGGUUCACAGUCUUCUGAUGACCAAGGAAUUGUUUCCUAUCUCUGGACUCGGGAUGGUCAAAGUCCAGCUGCAGGAGAUGUGAUACAUGGUUCAGACCAUGAGGCAGCAUUGCAGCUAACCAAUCUUGUGGAAGGGAUCUAUACUUUUCACUUGAAAGUCACCGAUGGCAGAGGAGAUUCAGACACUGACACCGCAGUAGUGGAAGUGCAGCCAGACCCUAAGAAAAAUGACCUAGUGGAACUGAUAUUGCAAAUUGGAGUUGGCCAGUUGACGGAGCAACAAAAGGACACGCUUGUGCGACAGCUUGCGGUGCUAUUGAAUGUCCUGGAGUCAGAUAUUAAAGUUCAGAAAAUACACGCCUAUUCUGAUAUCAGCACAGCGGUUGUGUUCUACGUGCAGAAAGGGUAUCCUUUCAAAGUCAUAAAGGCUUCAGAUGUGGCGCAGAUGCUCCGCUUGCAACUCUUGAAAGAGAAGCCAGAUUUCCUGCUUUUUAAGGUGCUUCGUGUUGACACGGCUGCUUGCCUUCUAAAAUGCUCUGGACACGGACAUUGUGACCCCAUCACUAAACGUUGUAUUUGCUAUCAACUCUGGAUGGAAAAUUUGAUACAGUCGUACCUGAAUGAUGGAGAGAGCAAUUGUGAAUGGAGUAUACUCUAUAUCAUGGUCUCUGCUUUUGUUUUGAUGGUGCUGAUGGUGGGUUUAAUCUGGAUCUGCAUCUACUGCUGCAAAAGCAGAAAGAGAACCAAAAUAAGAAAGAAAACAAAAUACACAAUUUUGGAUAACAUUGAUGACCUGGAGAGAAUGGAGCUUAGGCCCAAAUAUGGUAUAAAACACAGAAGCACAGUACACAAUUCCAGCCUGAUGGUUUCAGAGUCCGAGUUUGACAGUGACCAGGACACCAUCUUCAGCAAAGCAAAGAUGGACAGAGAGAACCAGAGGAAUCUCAUGAAUGGCUCCCUUAAAAAUGGCGUCUCUUUCGGCUACAGCUCAAGGGCAGAUAAAUAACCAUGCAGUGAAAGGACAUGUUGACCUAACAUGCCAAGAACGAGUCGAUCCUCUUCCCUCUAUAUUUUCCUGAAACACUACAAGUGGCUAAUGGAGCAAUAAACUUCCCAAAUGGAAGAAAGGAAAAUGGACUCUGUGGACUUGGCUGUCUGCUGAAAGAAUGAGGAAAGCACUUUAACCUACCACAUUAAUUAUGUGGAAUGUUUUUAUAGCACAAAUGACUGCUGAUGGUAUUCAUGUAAUAUCUCAUGGGCAGCUAUCACUGAAAUCGUAGCCCGGAUGGUUGCAUUAAGAGGGUCACAUGCUGAAGCUACCUUAUGAGCUUAUUUCCCAGAGCAAGUUGUGACCGUGCGUCUAUCUGAUAUCACUUUAAACUCAGUAUGCAAAUUAGCCUAAGUUAUUAAAAGCAAUGUCUAGCAAACAGCAUCAGUUGUCUUCACACCCAUUUUUAUUUGUGCCUUUCCCCAUUUAAAAAAAAAGUAUACAAAAUUAGUAACUGCUUUUGCUAAAUAGGAGGGAUUGCAUAACUUGGAUUUUUAAAAUUAAUUUUCGCUAGACAUUGGAAAUAUGGUGAGUGGGUACACAUGUGUAUAUGUUUGAGACAGUUGAUGCCGCUGAACUCUGCUUUUCUACAGCAUUGUGGUUCAACUCGUUUUUCUUUUGAAAUUUAAUUCUAAACAGGGGCAGUCUCUAGUUUGUUAAAACAUUCUUGACCAUUAUACAAGGGCUGCUGACUUCCACAUGUGAGAAACAGCUUUUUCCAGGUUCACACCUCUUUUGUACAUGAACGUUUUCUGCAGGAAGACAUCCCAAGUCAGUGAUGGCAAACAUUUAGCACUCAGCGUGUCAAAAAUUUAGAAAAUGCCUAUCUAGACUCUGCUGGUGCGUCACCCCUUCUCCCCAAA